UUGGUUUUCUGCAAUAGGUGUGCACAUUGAAGAGGAGGAACAGGAAGAAGAGGUGGACACUUCUCUCAGUGGGCGCCUACGCAGACUGGUGGAAAAAGUUAAAAGCUUGCGAAAAAAGCCAGAAGCUGAGCCUGAGCCUGAAGAAGAUAAAAAACCAAGUACUCUGCAGGAGCUGAUCUCCCACACCAUGAUCUACUGGGCUCAAGAGUCUUUCAUCCAGAACCCUGAGCUGGUGCGCCUCAUGUUUAGUCUGCUACACCGGCAGUAUGACGCUUUGGGUGAGCUGAUUCGAGCUUUGCCCAAAGCUUAUAUCAUUAAUGCUGUUUCUAUACAAGACACAAUGGAGCUCCUGGAGUGUCUGGGACAGAUACGCUCCUUGCUCAUCGUUCAGAUGGGACCAGAGGAAGAGAGGCUGAUGAUCCAGAGUAUCGGAAAUAUUAUGAGUAACAGGGUAUUUUACCAGCACCCCAACUUGAUGAGAGCUCUGGGAAUGCAUGAGACAGUCAUGGAGGUUAUGGUGAACGUACUCGGAGGCGGAGAUUCCAAGGAGAUCAGAUUCCCUCGAAUGGUCACCAACUGCUGUCGUUUCCUGUGUUAUUUCUGUCGUAUCAGCAGACAGAAUCAGCGCUCGAUGUUUGAUCAUCUGGGCUACCUCCUGCAGAACAGUGGCAUUGGGCUGGGAAUGCGUGGCUCCACUCCUCUUGAUGUUGCUGCUGCUUCCUGUAUCGAUAAUAAUGAGCUUGCCCUGGCUCUCCAAGAGCAAGACCUGGAGAUGGUAGUAAAGUACUUGGCAGGCUGUGGUCUGCAGAGCUGCCCUAUGCUCUUGUCAAAGGGUUACCCGGAUAUUGGAUGGAACCCAGUUGGAGGAGAAAAGUAUCUGGAUUUCCUGCGCUUUGCUGUGUUUGUGAAUGGAGAGAGUGUGGAGGAGAACGCUAAUGUGGUGGUCCGGCUGCUGAUCAGGAGGCCUGAGUGCUUUGGUCCUGCACUGAGAGGAGAAGGGGGCAAUGGUCUGCUGGCUGCCAUUGAAGAAGCCAUCAAGAUCUCAGAGGACCCUGCAAGAGAUGGACCCACUGUUAAAAAAGACAGACGCUUCCCGAUGUUUGGAGGUGAAGAGCAGCAUGAGGAGAACAGAGUGCACCUAGGAAAUGCCAUCAUGUCAUUUUACUCAGCUCUUAUUGAUCUGCUGGGUCGCUGUGCUCCUGAGAUGCAUUUGAUCCAGGCUGGUAAAGGUGAAGCUUUGAGAAUCAGGGCUAUUCUUCGGUCGCUUGUGCCCAUUGAGGAUCUGGUCGGUGUGAUCAGCUUGUCAGUCCAGAUUCCUGCUUUUGGAAAAGAUAACAGCAUUAUUGAGCCGAAGAUGUCUGCUAGUUUUGUUCCUGAUCAUAAAGCACCAAUGGUCCUGUUCCUGGACAGAGUUUAUGGCAUCGACAAUCAGGACUUCCUAUUGCAUGUACUAGAAGUGGGUUUCCUGCCUGAUAUGAGGGCGGCAGCCUCCUUAGACACAGCUGCAUUCAGCACUACAGAAAUGGCCUUGGCUCUGAACCGUUACCUGUGCUCCGCCGUGCUUCCUCUCAUCACUAAAUGUGCUCCUUUGUUCGCCGGGACGGACCACCGAGCCAUCAUGAUCGACUCCAUGCUUCACACCAUCUACAGGCUGUCUCGAGGACGCUCGCUAACUAAAGCACAAAGAGAUGUUAUUGAGGAAUGCCUCAUGUCUUUGUGCAGGUAUCUGCGCCCUUCCAUGCUCCAGCACCUUCUCAGGCGGCUAGUAUUUGAUGUGCCUAUUCUGAAUGAGUAUGCCAAAAUGCCCCUUAAGCUGCUUACCAAUCAUUAUGAGCGUUGUUGGAAAUAUUAUUGCUUGCCUAAUGGCUGGGCUAACUUUGGCGUAUCAUCAGAAGAGGAGCUUCAUCUGACCCGUAAACUCUUUUGGGGGAUCUUUGAAUCUCUGGCUCACAAGAAAUUCGAUGCAGAGCUGUUCAAAAUCGCCAUGCCUUGUAUAUGUGCGAUCGCUGGUGCAAUUCCUCCUGAUUAUGUGGACGCCAGCUACUCCUCCAAAACCGAAAAAAAGGCUUCUGUUGAUGCUGAAGGGAACUUUGACCCCAAACCUGUUGAUACCACUAACACUAUAAUUCCCGAGAAGUUGGACGGGUUCAUCAACAGAUAUGCAGAAUAUACGCACGACAGAUGGGCUUUUGAAAAAAUUCAAAACAACUGGACAUUUGGUGAGGUGAUGGAUGAAAAUGCCAAGACUCAUCCCAUGCUCAGACCUUACAAAACAUUCUCUGAAAAGGAUAAAGAAAUCUACCGCUGGCCUAUUAAAGAGUCCAUCAAGGCCAUGAUUGCCUGGGAGUGGACACUGGACAAAGCCAGAGAUGGAGAGGAUGAGAAAGUUGAGAAGAAAACAGCCCGUAAGAUCUCACAGACUGCACAGGCAACCUAUGACCCCAGUCAUGGCUAUAGCCCCCAACCUAUUGAUAUCUCAGGCAUGACACUGUCCAGAGAGCUACAGUCCAUGGCAGAGCAGCUCGCAGAAAACUACCACAACACCUGGGGCCGUAAGAAGAAAAUGGAAUUACAAGCAAAAGGAGGAGGUACACACCCUUUGCUUGUGCCUUAUGACACACUGACGGCUAAAGAAAAGGCACGAGAUAGAGAGAAAGCGUAUGAGCUACUCAAGUUUCUGCAGCUCAAUGGAUAUGCUGUGACAAGAGGGCUCAAAGACAUGGAAAGUGACAUUUCAUCUAUCGAGAAGCGUUUUGCGUAUGGCUUCCUACAGAAGCUUCUGAAGUGGAUGGACAUUGCUCAGGAGUUCAUAGCACAUCUUGAGGCGGUUGUGAGCAGCGGUCGUGUGGAAAAGUCACCACAUGAGCAAGAAAUCAAGUUCUUUGCCAAGAUUCUUUUGCCUUUGAUAAAUCAGUAUUUUAAAAACCACUGCCUUUACUUCCUCUCCACACCGGCCAAAAUCCUAGGCAGCGGCGGACACGCCUCAAACAAGGAAAAGGAGAUGAUUGCAAGCAUUUUCUGUAAGAUGUCUGCCCUGGUGCGACACAGAGUGUUUCUCUUUGGCACGGAUGCGCCUGCUAUUGUCAACUGCCUUCAUAUCCUCGCACGUUCGCUUGAUGCCAGGACGGUGAUGAAAUCCGGGCCUGAGAUUGUGAAAGCAGGACUGCGUUUGUUCUUUGAGAGUGCAGCUGAUGACAUUGAAAAGAUGGUGGAGAAUCUCAAACUUGGCAAAGUGUCCAAAGGCAAUCAGCCAGUGAAAGGUGUGUCCCAGAAUAUAAACUACACCACAACGGCUUUGCUUCCUGUCCUCACAUCACUGUUUGACCACAUCGCUCAACACCAAUUCGGAGAUGAUGUUAUCCUGGAUGAUUUGCAGAUGUCCUGCUACCGAAUCAUGUGUAGCAUCUACUCUCUUGGGACUGUAAAAACUCCACAUGCAGAGAGGCAUAGACCAGCCCUUGGAGAAUGUCUCGCUCAUCUCGCUGCAGCAAUGCCUGUUGCCUACCUGGAGCCGCAUCUUAAUGAAUACAAUGCCUUUUCAGUCUACACUACCAAGACACCGAGAGAAAGAGCUAUCCUUGGCCUUCCAAACCAAGUUCAAGAGCUGUGUUUGGACAUUCCUGAGCUUGACGUUUUACUUAAGGAGAUCGGAGACCUGGCUGAAUCGGGAGCUCGAUACACUGAAAUGCCACAUGUGAUUGAGGUCACUCUGCCCAUGCUGUGUAACUAUCUGCCCCGCUGGUGGGAGAGAGGACUGGAGAACUUCCCGGAUCUGGAGGGUAAGCUGUGCACCGACGUCACCUCUGAAUCCCUCAACCAGCUUUUGGGAAGCAUCAUGAAAAUCGUGGUCAACAACUUGGGAAUCGACGAAGCCUCCUGGAUGAAGAGACUUGCAGUGUUCUCCCAACCCAUUGUGAGCCGAGCCAAACCAGAGAUGCUCAAAUCCCACUUCAUCCCCACCAUGGAGAAGCUGAAGAAGCGAACGUCUAAAGUUGUAGCCGAGGAGGAGCAUCUGCGUUUGGAGGGAAAGUCUGAGGGAGAUGAGGAAGAGGGAACCAUCAGAGACGAGUUUGCAGUUCUCUGUAGAGACCUCUAUGCUCUAUAUCCUCUUCUCAUCCGCUAUGUGGAUAACAACAGAGCAAGAUGGCUGACGUUUCGAGACCCAGAUGCUGAGGAGUUGUUCCGCAUGGUGGGAGAGGUCUUCAUCUUCUGGUCAAAAUCUCACAAUUUCAAGCGAGAGGAGCAAAACUUUGUGGUGAUGAACGAAAUCAACAAUAUGUCCUUUCUCACUGCUGACAGUAAGAGCAAGAUGAGCAAGGCUGGAGGGUCGGAUGUGGAGCGUACCAAGAAAAAGAGACGGGGGGAUCGAUACUCUGUGCAAACGUCCCUCAUUGUGGCCGCACUGAAGAAAAUGCUUCCCAUUGGACUUAACAUGUGUUCUCCUGCAGACCAGGAGCUGAUUAAUCUGGCAAAGACACGUUAUUCUCUGAAAGACACAGAUGAGGAGGUCAGAGAGUUCUUGCAAAAUAACCUGCACCUUCAGGGAAAGGUUGAUAACCCAUCUAUGAGGUGGCAGAUGGCACUGUAUAAGGAAAUGGCAGGAAAGGCUGAAGAUGCAGAUGCCCCAGAGAAUGUGGUCAAGAGGGUUCAGGAGGUCUCUGCGGUCCUUUACCACAUUGAAGUGACGGAGCACCCUUUCAAGUCCAAAAAGAUGGUUUGGCACAAACUGCUGUCGAAGCAGCGGCGUAGAGCGGUGGUGGCCUGUUUCAGGAUGACUCCACUUUACAACUUGCCCAGACACAGAGCAUCUAAUAUGUUCCUGGAUGGGUACAAGCGCAACUGGAUAAGAAAUGAAGGCUAUUCCUUUGAGGACAGAAUGAUUGAUGACCUGUCUAAAGCAUUGGAGGAGGAAGAAGAGGAGGAAGAGGAAAAGGAGACAAAGCCAGACCCUCUUCAUCAGCUCAUCCUUCACUUUAGUCGCACAGCACUCACUGAGAAAAGUAAACUGGAUAUAGAUCACCUAUACAUGGCAUAUGCUGAUAUCAUGGCUAAGAGUUGCCACAUGGAUGAAGAGGAUGAGGGUGGAGAGGAGGAGAAUGAGGGUGGAGAGGAGGAGAUGUCCUUUGAGGUGCGACAGACAGAGAUGGAAAAGGAAAUGGAAAAGCAAAGACUGCUCUACCAGCAGUCGCGUCUACACAACCGAGGGGCUGCUGAAAUGGUCCUGCAGAUGAUCAGUGCCUGCAAGGGUGAGACUGGUUGUAUGGUCUCUUCCACCCUAAAACUUGGCAUUUCUAUUUUAAAUGGCGGGAACUGUGAAGUUCAGCAGAAAAUGCUGGACUAUCUGAAAGACAAGAAAGAUGUGGGUUUCUUUCUCAGUGUUCAGGCUUUAAUGCAGACCUGCAGUGUUUUGGACCUGAAUGCCUUUGAGAGGCAGAAUAAAGCUGAGGGUCUAGGUAUGGUGUCAGAAGAGGGUACAAACAUGAAGCUAGAACGGGGUGAGAAGGUCAUGGCUGAUGACGAGUUCACUUGCGACCUCUUCCGCUUUCUCCAGCUCCUCUGUGAGGGUCACAACAAUGACUUCCAAAAUUACCUCAGAACACAGACAGGCAGCACCACCACCAUCAAUGUCAUUAUCUGUACAGUGGAUUACCUGCUUAGACUACAGGAGUCCAUCAGUGAUUUCUACUGGUAUUACUCGGGAAAAGACAUCAUAGAUGAACCAGGAAAGCGAAACUUCUCUAAAGCUAUGACUGUGGCCAAACAGGUUUUCAACAGUCUUACCGAGUAUAUCCAGGGUCCCUGCACAGGAAACCAGCAGUCCCUGGCUCACAGUCGCUUAUGGGAUGCUGUGGUGGGCUUUCUGCACGUGUUUGCUCAUAUGAUGAUGAAACUGGCUCAGGGAAGAGAUUCCAGUCAGAUUGGUCUUCUGAAAGAGUUGUUGGACCUUCAGAAAGACAUGGUGGUCAUGUUAUUGUCCUUGUUGGAGGGUAAUGUUGUAAAUGGCACCAUUGCUCGCCAGAUGGUGGACAUGCUAGUGGAAUCCUCCAGCAAUGUAGAAAUGAUCCUUAAGUUCUUCGACAUGUUCCUCAAGCUGAAGGACAUUGUUGCGUCUGACGCGUUUCGUGACUACGUGACCGACCCUAGAGGUUUGAUAUCCAAGAAAGACUUUCAGAAAUCCAUGGACAGCCAGAAACAGUACACACCUUCAGAGAUCCAAUUCCUAUUGUCAUGCUCUGAGGCUGAUGAGAAUGAGAUGAUCAAUUACGAGGAGUUUGCAAGUCGCUUUCAAGAGCCGGCCAAAGAUAUUGGUUUUAACAUAGCGGUGCUGCUCACCAACCUCUCCGAACAUGUUCCUCACGAUACAAGACUGCAGAACUUCCUCGAACAAGCCGAGAGCGUCCUGAACUAUUUCCGCCCAUUCUUGGGUCGCAUCGAGAUCAUGGGCGCCAGCAGGAAAAUCGAGAGAAUCUACUUCGAGAUCAGCGAGGUGAAUCGCAAGCAGUGGGAAAUGCCUCAAGUCAAAGAAUCGAAGAGACAGUUCAUAUUCGACGUAGUCAAUGAAGGCGGCGAAUCGGAGAAGAUGGAGCUUUUCGUCAACUUCUGCGAGGACACCAUAUUCGAGAUGAACAUCGCGUCGCAGAUUUCAGAACAAGACGAGGAAGAGAAAGAAGAGGAUGAUAUUGAGGAAGCUGAAGGAGGAGAUGCUGGUGAUGAAGAGGGGGGUGGCGAGGAGGGACAACCAGAAUCAAGCUCUGCAUUUGCCGAUUUCAUUCAAAGCAUCAUGAAUUUUCUGGGUAUGUUCACCUUCAGGAAUAUUCGCAGACAGUACCGCAGACUCCGCAAGAUGACCAUUAAGGAGAUCGUGGUAGGGCUUGCUACCUUCAUGUGGACGAUUCUCUUGGGCAUCCUCCAUUUCAUUUACAGUGUUUGUAAAGGCUUCUUCCUCCUCAUCUGGCACACGCUGUUUGGAGGAGGUUUGGUUGAAGGGGCCAAAAACAUGACAGUAACUGAGUUACUAGCCAGCAUGCCAGAUCCCACACAGGACGAGGUGCAUGGGGACUUACCUGGAGAACCGAGGGGAGGAGAGGAACAGGAGACUGGAGGGAUAAUGGACUCGAUGGAUGCUGGAGGGGGAGAGGAAGAGGAUGAGGAUAUCCAGGAGAAAGAUGGUGGAAAGAUUCCUGGUAUAGAUACACCUGGUGGACUUGGAGAUAUGGGUGAUACAACUCCUGUAGAACCGCCGACUCCCGAGGGUACCCCUUUGUUGAAGAGGAAAGCGCAACCAGAUGAAGCAGGACCUGAACAGCCUCCUGCUAUUGAAGAGCCUCCUCCUGAGCCUGAGAAAGCAGACAUUGAGAAUGGUGAGAAGGCUGAGAAGGAAGUGGAGGUCAAGCCUGAGCCGAUACCAGAAGAACCGAAACCUCAGAGAGCCACCAAAGCCAAGAAGGAGAAGAAAUCAGUCAAGGGUGCAGGAUUUGAGCUCUGGAAUGAGCUGGAUGUGCAAAGAAAUAAAUUCAUGAACUGCUUAUCUCGUAACUUCUACAACAUUCGUUUCCUGGCUCUGUUCCUUGCCUUUGCCUUGAACUUCAUUCUUCUCUUCUACAAGGUAUCUGAUACUCCCCCCAGUUCCGAUGAAUUUGAAGGUUCUGGUAUCUUUGAAGGCUCUGGGCUGUUUGAAGGCUCUGCGGAGGAUUUCGAGGGCUCUGGUGGAGAGGAUGGAGGUGAUGAUGAGGAUGAAGAAGGACCUGUGUAUUAUUUUCUGGAAGAAAGCACGGGAUACAUGCAGCCCACUCUGUCCUUCCUGGCCAUUUUGCACACCGUCAUUGCUUUCAUAUCUAUCAUUGGAUACAACUGCCUCAAGAUUCCACUGGUCAUCUUUAAGAGAGAGAAAGAGUUGGCGAGAAAACUGGAGUUUGAUGGUCUUUACAUCACUGAACAGCCGGCAGAUGAUGACAUUAAAGGCCAGUGGGACAGACUGGUGUUAAACACUCCCUCUUUUCCCACCAAUUACUGGGACAAAUUUGUGAAGCGAAAGGUUCUGGAUAAAUAUGGAGAUAUUUAUGGACGAGAGAGAAUCGCAGAGCUGCUGGGUAUGGAUCUGGCAUCUCUGGAUGUCAGCAAACAACAGACAGACAAGAAACCAGAAGAGCCAGACAACUCUAUGCUUGCAUGGUUCACUUCCAUUGACAUCAAGUAUCAGAUCUGGAAAUUUGGAGUUGUGUUCACAGACAAUACUUUCCUCUACCUGGUGUGGUACACAGUGAUGUCCCUUCUUGGACAUUACAACAACUUUUUCUUUGCUUGUCACCUGCUGGACAUCGCAAUGGGUGUCAAGACACUGCGUACAAUUCUUUCCUCCGUCACACACAAUGGAAAACAGCUGAUGAUGACUGUGGGUUUGCUGGCUGUGGUUGUGUACCUCUACACUGUGGUGGCCUUCAACUUCUUCAGGAAGUUCUACAAUAAGAGCGAGGAUGAGGAUGAGCCGGACAUGAAGUGUGACGACAUGAUGACGUGUUAUUUGUUCCACAUGUAUGUGGGUGUACGGGCAGGUGGAGGUAUAGGAGAUGAGAUCGAGGACCCUGCUGGAGAUGAGUAUGAGCUCUAUCGGGUGGUCUUCGACAUCACCUUCUUCUUCUUUGUCAUCGUCAUCCUGCUGGCCAUCAUUCAGGGUCUGAUCAUUGAUGCCUUUGGUGAACUGAGAGACCAGCAGGAGCAAGUGAAAGAGGACAUGGAGACCAAAUGCUUUAUAUGUGGCAUUGGGAGCGACUACUUUGAUACAACGCCCCAUGGCUUUGAGACCCAUACACUUGAGGAACACAACCUGGCCAAUUACAUGUUUUUCCUGAUGUACUUAAUCAACAAGGAUGAAACAGAGCACACUGGCCAGGAAUCAUACGUGUGGAAGAUGUACCAGGAGAGAUGCUGGGAUUUCUUCCCUGCCGGAGACUGCUUCAGAAAGCAAUAUGAAGACCAGCUUGGAUAAAUGUGGCUUUGAUUUGUACGUAGUGCUUUAAACUAACACAUCAGGUAUGAGAUUCGUGUGCCAAAAUCAGAAACGUACUAUUGACCUUAUUCUCCGCAGACGAGCGGGCGCUGCCAUUUGAAUCUUUUUGGCACGAGACUUCCGGUCUCAUUCACUUCCAUUCAUUUUUA
This is a messenger RNA of Danio rerio (zebrafish), 9156 nucleotides long. The record is from RefSeq and is a predicted model, not a curated record. Lineage: Eukaryota; Metazoa; Chordata; Actinopteri; Cypriniformes; Danionidae.